Molecule: messenger RNA, 1664 nt
Organism: Porites evermanni
Lineage: Eukaryota; Metazoa; Cnidaria; Anthozoa; Scleractinia; Poritidae
Source: the annotation of a GenBank genome assembly
UCAACUUUCUGUCUAGAACCUGUUGACAUACACACAACAAAAAACAUUUUGGAGCACCCUGAUUUCUUUGAAGUGCAUAAACUUUUUACAAUGAAAGAUCUCUUUGAUGCUAAAGUACACCUUGGCCACCAUGAAGGCUGUUGGCAUCCCUUGAUGAAGGGUUAUCUCUAUGGAACAAGGGAACAUCAUCAUAUUAUUGAUCUCACCCAUACAGUAGAACAUCUGAGAGUAAGUAAAUACUUUGCAAUAGACAACAAUAAAAAUUAUUGUUCCUUCUGCGACACUAUUGACCUUUUGUGGGGAUUUGUAUAUUAUUCAGUUGAUUGCCACCAAUGACAAUCUCACACAGUGAUUAUGCAGGAUGGAGGGAGGAUCACUUCAGACAAUACUUCAUAUGCUGCCCAUUUUAGAGUUGCUUUUCUGUAUUUUUUGGUUAGUACGGGGGAUUAACAUGCUAGGAUUCUAGGUCACCCUUGAUGUCAGUAACAUUCUAACAUGCUAUCUCUAAAACACUUAUGUACUAUAGACACACAUAAACAAAAGAAACUCAACUAACGUAAUAGAAACAUGUUGUCGAACUUUGUAGAUUUAUUAGCACGUUCACCAUAAGAGCGUACUUGCAUACCAACAUACGAACAAGGUACAUUUAGUACUUGUAAGAAAAAGGUACAAAGUAUUACCCUUUGACAAAAUUCUGGUAUUCUCAAACCUAAAACGGGCAUGUACUAAAAAGUUUGAAGAGUUUUGGGAGAAUUUUGUGCAAUUUCAGUUGAAGUGCCAAAGUAGCUUUCAGUGCGUUCACUGAGAACCAAGCAUCAGUUGCUUCUCUUGGGCUACUGUUACCCCUACUUUUGAUAAGUUGGUUACAGCUAAAAAAAAUAGGCCUGGACCAUAACAUUAUGAUCCAAGCCAAUCUGGAUUUGUAUGGAGUCACCAUUUUUGGCAAGGGGGCUUUUUUCAUCAUGUCCUUUCUGAAUAUGCUAACCAAGUCCAUAAUUUAUCAAAUUUGAUUUUUUGUUUUUUUCUUGUUCCAUUAAAGUCUGACUCAACAGUUUGCAUUUAGGGGAUCAUUUUCCUGGAAUGAAUGAAACUUUUUUUUUAUAAAAAGUGACCCCUCAUAUUAUGGGAAAUUAUCUAAUUUUUUGCUUUUCUUCCAGCUGGCGUUGAAUGUCUUGUCUCACAUUGCUUACAGAGGGGGAAUAAUACUGUUUGUUUCUACCCAUCCACAAUUUGAAGAACUGACACAACGCACUGCUAGAGAGUGUGGUGAGUACUUCAUCACUCGAAGAUGGCGAGGAGGAACUCUGACUAACUCCAUGAUGCUUACAGGAAUGACUAGAGUUGCAGAUCUUAUUAUAUUUUUACAUUUACCUUCGUUGGGAAGAAAUAUGUUAGCUGUAAAAGAAGCAGCUCAAGCAAAUGUUCCAAGUAUUGGAAUUGUGGACAGUGACUGUAAUCCUAAUCUUAUAAUGUACCCUAUACCUGGAAAUGACGAUUCUCCUUCUGCAGUUGAACUGUACUGUUAUUUGUUUACGAAGGCAGUGCUAAGAGCAAAGGAGGUAAGAAUGGAAAGGCGUUCAAGACGCAAGGAAGAAAAAAUGGAGGAAGACUUCCAGCUGUAUCAAGAGAUAGAAGAAGAGGAAAAAGAUGAAUCGAGCUCGUGA